GACAGACUGACCAGCUCCCCUCAACCACUAGAAGCACAGCUGCUGCGUGGAUGCGUGGAAGACACCCCCACCGCACUGGGUGGAAGGGAAUGAAGUUUUCCAAGAGACGAGCCUGGAUCCAGCUGUGAGAAGAUGCGUUUCCCCCUCACACAAGUUGCUCUUUGGAUUUGCUGAUUUUUUAUUAUUUUUUUAUGUUUUAUUAAUUUAUUUUUUCAAGUUAUUCUGCGGGGACAGGGAGGAUGCUCCCACAAGUCAUUCGGAUUCUUUAUGUCUUGUCUUUUUGCGUCUUCCAAGGAGGAUUCAUCAGAUUGAGCUCCUGUAAGGAGGAGAUAAAGCCCCCCGGCAGGGCUGGACCACAGCUUUCACCUUCCGACUUCCUGGACAAGCUCAUGGGGAAAACAUCAGGAUACGAUGCACGCAUCAGACCCAAUUUCAAAGGUACACUGUAUUCCAAGGACUACAGGCUCAAUGUUUUUCUAAGGCAAAUGUGGAACGACCCUAGGCUGGCUUACAGUGAAUACCCUGAUGACUCCCUGGAUCUGGAUCCAUCCAUGCUAGACUCGAUCUGGAAACCUGAUCUUUUCUUUGCAAAUGAAAAAGGAGCCAAUUUCCACGAGGUCACAACAGAUAACAAGCUGCUGCGGAUUUUCCAAGAUGGCAGCGUUCUUUACAGCAUUAGGUUGACUCUAACCCUGUCCUGCCCUAUGGACUUGAAGAAUUUCCCAAUGGACAUUCAGACCUGCACCAUGCAGCUUGAAAGCUUUGGUUACACAAUGAAUGACCUGAUCUUUGAGUGGCUGUCUGACAACCCCGUUCAAGUGGCUGAUGAUCUCACACUCCCACAGUUUGUGCUGAAAGAAGAAAAGGACUUGGGUUACUGCACUAAGCACUACAACACAGGUAAAUUCACCUGCAUCGAGGUGAAGUUUCAUCUAGAAAGGCAGAUGGGUUACUACUUGAUCCAGAUGUACAUCCCUUCACUCCUCAUCGUUAUCCUGUCCUGGGUGUCCUUUUGGAUAAACAUGGAUGCUGCACCGGCCAGAGUUGGUCUGGGUAUCACCACUGUGUUGACAAUGACCACACAAAGCUCCGGGUCUAGAGCUUCACUGCCAAAGGUAUCAUAUGUGAAGGCUAUUGACAUAUGGAUGGCAGUGUGUCUACUGUUUGUGUUUGCUGCCUUGCUAGAGUAUGCAGCAGUCAACUUUGUCUCGAGGCAACACAAGGAAUUCAUCAGGCUGAGGAAAAAGCAGCGGCAGCAGAGAAUAGAGGAGGAACUAAUGAGGGAGAGCCGAGGGUUUUACUUCCGUGGUUAUGGACUUGGUCACUGCCUACAAGCCAAAGACGGGACUGGUGUGGAAGGGCCCACGGUUUUCUCCCCUCUUCCCCCAGUUACUUUGUAUGACGGAGAAGUUCUUCACAAGCGUUUUGUUGACCGAGCUAAACGGAUCGACACAAUAUCUAGAGCUGUCUUUCCCUUGAGCUUUCUCAUAUUUAACAUCUUCUACUGGAUUACCUAUAAAGUGCUGCGACACGAGGACAUCCAUGCAAACUUGUAAAACGCUUUCUGCUGGCAUUAUGUUGAUGUUUUUCUCAGAACCAAAACUGCCUGUUUGACCCAUUACAGUGAGUAAAAAUACACACACAAAAAAAUCUGAAUUUUAAGAAGCAAUACUGCUUCUCAAAGCCAGAAUAAGAAAUGAGAACAAAGUUGUGCUCAGGUGCGCCUUAAGGAUCAUUGACGCAAAGAAGAAGAGUAUGUUUAGCUCAGUGACUUCUCAUCAGUAUCACUGGCCACCUCCUUGUAUGUUUGUUUAUUAGAGUCGCUUGGAUAAUGACAAAUCAAAAUGGUGCCAACAGCUGCAAAUGAUGGAUUAAGAAAUUAGAAAAGUUGAUCCUGGCUGAAUGAAACAUACUGACUUGAAUUUUGACACCACUCAGCUUUAAAUGAAUGUUUUUGACAAAUAAAAAGUUAAAGGAACAUUUUUAUAACUUUAGAUUAAUACAUUGGUAUAUGGGUGAUGGGGACUUUGAUAUUUAUGAAUAUUCAGUAAGUGAUGAUUGAUAUCAUUUUAAUUAUGUGAUUAAUAGAUUAUAUCUGUAUGUAUGUCUAGCAGUGUAUUAAAAUGUAUAUAAGCCAAGCUGUUCAACUCCACAAAGCACAAAUAUGUAUUUACUUUGUCAACUUUAAAUAAAUUGUUAUUCUGCCAGGAAACAAUACAGGAGUUUUCUUCUCUUUAAUCAAAGUAUUAAGGUGAAUACUUAAAAAAGUGUGCAUUAGAAACUCAAGUCACAUAUACAGACGGUGUGACGCAC
This is a messenger RNA of Cyprinodon variegatus (sheepshead minnow), 2313 nucleotides long. RefSeq names its product glycine receptor subunit alpha-4-like (gene glra4a). Gene Ontology annotation, molecular function: transmembrane signaling receptor activity; glycine binding; chloride channel activity. Gene Ontology annotation, biological process: chemical synaptic transmission; signal transduction; chloride transmembrane transport. The record is from RefSeq and is a predicted model, not a curated record. The coding region runs from base 240 to 1556 and encodes 438 amino acids. NCBI's taxonomy places the organism in Eukaryota, Metazoa, Chordata, Actinopteri, Cyprinodontiformes, Cyprinodontidae. Gene Ontology annotation, cellular component: synapse; plasma membrane; neuron projection. The transcript is spliced from 8 exons.